AUGCAGCAGUAUCGACUGGCGAUGCUCGCAUCAGCUAAGCUUGGCCAGCUCUGGAUAGUUCAGCAGCUUUAUCAACGCUACCCAGGGGCUCUGAAUGACGCGACAGCACUAGCUGCAGGUCAGAGCGGCCACUUGCCCCUCAUUCAGUGGGUAUACGAGACCGAGCGCCACGUUAUGAGCAUGCACUUCUAUGCAGCAGUGUACAAGGCGUUUGAGACGUCGGCAUCACGUGGAGACUUGCACACUGUGCAAUGGCUUGUGGAUAAUUACGUGAACAUUGUGUUUGACAUCAGUAUCCCAGCGAAGGCAGGACACUUGGAAAUAUCGAAAUGGGUACUGGAACAUGGUAAACACAGGCGCAGAUUCGAUGUAGCGGACGAUGUCGCAGUGCGGGGGGACAUGGAGAUGAUGAAGUUCUUAGUGGACCACUCACUUUUGGAUGGACCGACCCCAGCACCGGAUUUGGCUGCGGAGUUCGGGCACCUUGAGCUGGUGAAGUGGCUGAGUGAGAAUACAAGCAAUUAUUGGAAGUUCACUGUCACUGCGAUGGAUCGUGCAGCAGGCAACGGACAUCUGAAGGUUGUGAGGUGGUUGCACGACAACAAGAAGGUGGGAUGCACCACUAACGCAAUGGAUCUGGCUGCAGGGUCCGGACACCUGGUUGCACUGCAAUGGCUCCAUUUAAAUCGACGUGAGGGAUGCACAGCAAAGGCAAUGGAUAACGCGGCGAUGAGCGGACAUCUGGAAGUUGUGAAGUGGCUACAUAAGAAUACAGCGGCAGGGUGUACAACCGCAGCGAUCAAUUAUGCCGCGCACAAGAACCACUUGAACGUCGUGCAGUGGCUCCACGGAGCACGCGAUGAAGGCUGCACACCACAAGCUAUGGACUGGGCGAGUGAAGCAGGUCACUUUGACAUGGUCAAGUGGCUACAUGACAAUCGAAGUGAAGGAUGCACAGCCCUAGCGAUGGAUCAAGCGGCAGCGAACGGACACUUGGAAGUGGUCAAGUUCUUGCAUACCAAUCGCUCUGAAGGCUGCACGAAGCUCGCGCUGGAUGUUGCUGCUGGAAAUGGCGACUUGAAGAUGGUGAAGUGGCUUCUAGCUCACCGAUCCGAGGGAAUUGUCUCGGAGGCUUUUCAAAAUGCUGCGAGCAAUGGCCACCUCAAUGUGGCUAGAAGUCUUCGCGAUUCUGGCUGUACGAGACGUGUGGGGAGCGAUGUUCGCCUGCAGCGAUGGCAGGGGCAGCCAAGAACGGCCACAUGGACGUCAUCAAGUGGCUGUUCAACUUCUGCGCGCUUAAGUGCCCCACCUACGUCAUGA
Phytophthora infestans T30-4 is the source of this 1320-nucleotide messenger RNA. RefSeq names its product ankyrin-like protein. The coding region runs from base 1 to 1320 and encodes 439 amino acids. Gene Ontology annotation, molecular function: protein binding. The transcript has 2 exons. NCBI's taxonomy places the organism in Eukaryota, Oomycota, Peronosporomycetes, Peronosporales, Peronosporaceae. The record is from RefSeq and is a predicted model, not a curated record.